Plenodomus lingam JN3 is the source of this 771-nucleotide messenger RNA. RefSeq lists its product as uncharacterized. The record is from RefSeq and is a predicted model, not a curated record. Lineage: Eukaryota; Fungi; Ascomycota; Dothideomycetes; Pleosporales; Leptosphaeriaceae.
AUGUCAAAGCUACAGCGCGUAACAGGAGAUUGUGGUGGAGUUAUCACAGACAACUCCGGUCCAAGCAAGCAACCUACCGGUAUGGUACAGAAGUUUAGAGUCGCCUUGGGGCGAACUGAUAUCGAGAAUACCUUGCUAGUGCCUGCGACAUGGCCUGCCGAACCACAAACUACCCUCGAGUCUCUUCUUGACCAAUGUGAUCGCUGGAUAAAGUUCUGUGAGCAUUGGGACCCCGAUGAUUUUGUCAUGCACCAGUGGUCUAAGUUGAGGUUCAUUGUACUGCAGCUCCACCAACUGGGAGUCAUACCGGAUAGCAACAAAUUUCAUUUCUGUCAUACGGACCUUGUAGCACACAAUAAUCUGAUUGAGAUAGUUGAUCACUCGAAUGUGCGUAUUACCGGGGUACUUGACUGGGACGCUUCUUUUGUAUACUUUGUCCAAAGUUUGUCGCUUACUCAGCGCCAUACGAUCUGCGGGUACAUGGAGAUGGAUACGAAUGGAACGAGACCAACCAGCAAUGAAUGGAAGAAGUACGCCACACAGCCUGAAUACUUAAUUGCGCGACGAAUAUUCGAGAUUUUCAAAAGAGGCGCAUCCAGUGCAUGUGACUACCAGGACAUGGACGAUGUUAUUGCUGAUUGGCAAGAGAUUCACUUCGAUGAGGCGCUAAACAAGUUUUCUCUGUCGGACCCCGACACUGACAACGACAGUGAGUACAGUGGUCAGUCUGAAGACAGUAGCGACAGCGAUGACGAUGUUGAAGAUGAAUGA